Beta vulgaris subsp. vulgaris (sugar beet) is the source of this 1757-nucleotide messenger RNA. Its product is annotated as UDP-glycosyltransferase 74E1. The record is from RefSeq and is a predicted model, not a curated record. Lineage: Eukaryota; Viridiplantae; Streptophyta; Magnoliopsida; Caryophyllales; Amaranthaceae. The transcript has 2 exons. Bases 200 to 1612 code for a protein of 470 amino acids. Gene Ontology annotation, molecular function: UDP-glycosyltransferase activity.
CGAGCUCCUCGUGCACUAUUGUUUGACAGUUCUUUUUUUUUAUUUUUUUAAUGGAGCACUGUUAUCAAAUUUAUCAAUUGUCACUACCGAAAUUAGCCAAGAUCUAUAACAAAAGCUGGUUUUAUAGAAGAGUUGGAGAGUAGUGGAAAAUCAACAAUUUUCAGAUUCCGAAUCGAAAUCAAAGGAAGGUGGAAGAAAGAUGGAGGUGAUACUGAUGCCGUUUCACGGGCAAGGUCACAUGAACACUAUGCUUCAAUUCGCCAAACGCUUAAUUUGGAAAGGCGCUGGCAACAUCCGUGUGACCCUUGCCACCACCCUCUCCACCACCCAAAAAAUGAUCAACUCCGACAACGAAAACUUACGAUUCAUAACAACAAAGUCCAUCUAUGACGACACAGAUGAUGCCAAACUGAACUUCAAGGCCCGAUUCGACAGGUUCCAAUCCCAAGCCUCUGUCGAACUUGGACGCCUCAUCUCUACUAGGAGCAGCAGCUCAGCAGGGAAGUGUUUGCUUGUCUACGAUGCUAAUCUAUCGUGGGCGUUGGAUGUGGCCAAGCAGCAGGGUGUACCAGGAGCAGCUUUCUUCACACAGGCGUGCGCUUAUGUUGCAUCUUUCUACUCUAUGUUUCUUGAGGAGUAUGCAGACAAUCAUGAUCAUCCUGUUAUUGCUGCUGCCAAUGCUAAUGCUAAUGCUAGUCCUCCGCUGUGUGUGAUUGUGCCGUCACCGGAGGAGCUCGAGCGAGGUCUUCCUAGCCUUCUGUCGUUCUCCUCUACUGCUACUGACACGAAGCCUCUUCACCCUAUCAUCCGAAUGAUGUUGUCCCAUAUGUCUAACCUUCAUCUUGCUGACUUGGUUCUCUUCAACUCUUUUGAUAACCUCGAGGACGAGGUUGUCAAGUGGAUGGCAAAUUUAUGGCCUGUUCGGACCAUUGGACCUACACUUCCAUCGGCAUACCUUGACAAGCGUGUUGAGCAUGAUGUCGACUAUGGUUUUAACCUCUUUAAGUCAAAUAAUGACACUUGCUUGAACUGGUUGAAUGCCAAACAAGUUGCCUCAAUUGUGUAUGUUUCAUUUGGCAGUGCUGCUGCUUUGAGUGUAGAGCAGACAGGAGAAAUAGCAGAGGCGUUGAAGCAUAUCCCGAGUAGUUUCCUAUGGAUAGUAAGGGAAACUGAGCACAGCAAGCUACCUGAUAAUUUCAUUAAUGAAACUUCAGAUAAAGGUUUGGUGGUGUCCUGGUGCCCCCAGUUGGAUGUCCUGGCACAUGAAGCGGUGGGUUGUUUUGUUACCCAUUGUGGUUGGAACUCGACAAUUGAGGCAUUGAGCUUUGGGGUGCCAAUGUUGGCAAUGCCGCAAUUCAUGGACCAAAUGAUUGAUGCACAUUUUGUGGAUCAAAUUUGGGGUGUUGGAGUUAAACCCAAAGCAAAUGAAAAAGGAUUAGUUUCUCGCGAGGAAAUUACACAUUGCCUUGAAGAAAUCAUGCAUGGACAAAGAGCAGAGAAGAUUAAGGAGAAUGCGGGAAAGUGGAAAGCCUUGGCUAAGGAGGCAGUGGGCGAGGGAGGCAGCUCAGAUAAGCACAUCGAUGAAAUCAUCGACCUGCUUGCAUCAUUAUAAUGGCUGUUGCUAUCAUGCUAUGUGCUCAUAAGUGUCAUCUCCUGUAAUGAAUUUCUUUUCUCAAUUAGUUGGACAUUCAAAUAGUUAUUAACUUUUGAUUCGAGGUUUUGAACAAUCAUAAAAAGGUUGAAAAUCGCUUUUGCUA